Molecule: messenger RNA, 1392 nt
Organism: Coffea arabica (coffee)
Lineage: Eukaryota; Viridiplantae; Streptophyta; Magnoliopsida; Gentianales; Rubiaceae
Source: RefSeq, a predicted model, not a curated record
AUGGAGGUCUACGUGGAUGACAUUAUAAUCAAAUCCAAGAAAGCCGAGGACCAUUUGAUGGAUUUAAGGAAAUUGUUUGAAAGGUUGCGAAAGUACAAUUUGAAGUUAAAUCCUGCAAAGUGCGCCUUUGGAGCACCAGCUGGUAAAUUGUUAGGUUUCAUUGUCAGCAAGAAGGGCAUAGAGAUAGACCCGCCUCCGGUCCUAGUGCCACCCAAACUGGGCCGGCCUUUGAUCAUGUACUUAUCUGUGCUCGACGGAGCAGUAGGGUGUGUUCUGGGGCAGCACGAUGACUCAGGAAGGAAAAAGCAAGCCAUCUAUUAUCUUAGCAAGAAAUUCACGCAGUAUGAGGCUAAUUAUUCAUUUAUUGAGAAAAACUGCUGUGCUUUGGCCUGGGCAGCUCAAAAAUUAAGGCACUACCUGCUAAGUCAUACUACCUAUCUCAUCUCUGGUUCCGAUCCUCUGAAAUACCUCUUGGAGAGGCCGAUGCCAACUGGACGUCUGGCCAAAUGGCAGAUGAUUCUUUCAGAAUUUGAUAUUUGUUUCACUUCGCAAAAGGCCAUCAAGGGACAAGCUAUAGCCGAUCAUUUGGCAGAAAAUCCAAAGGACGAUGAUUAUCAACCGCUCCAUACCUAUUUCCCUGAUGAAAAAGUUUUAUUUGUCGGUGCCGUAGAAGAUAUGAGCGAGCAGUGCCCUGAGUGGAUAUUGUUUUUCGAUUGUGCAGCUAAUUCUUAUGGAGUCGGAAUAGGAGCAGUCCUUGUAUCUCCGAAGGAGAGGCAUUACCCUGGAGCCGCUAAGUUGCAAUUUGCUUGCACAAACAACAUGGCCGAAUAUGAAACAUGUAUUUUUGGUCUUAAAAUGGCUUUGGAAAUGGAGGUUAAGGAGUUAAUAGCUUUCAGUGAUUCAGAUUUACUUGUGCACCAAAUGUUGAAGCAAUGGGUAACCAAAGAUUCAAAAAUCCUGCCAUACCACUACAAUUCUUUUGGCAAAAGCCCUUGGUACAAUGAUAUUAAGGAAUUCAUCAAAACCGGAUCUUACCCUCCGGACGCUAGUACAAAUGACAAGGGUUUCCUGCGCAGAAUGGCCUCGAAGUUUUUCUUAAAUGGAGAGGUAUUAUACAAAAGGACCUCAGAUUUGAACCUCUUAAGGUGCAUCGAUGAAGAUGAAGCUCAAUACAUGAUGAAGGAGGUGCAUAGCGGCGUCUGCGGAUCUCACAUGAAUGGACAUUUGUUGGCAAAGAAAAUCAUGAGAACCGGGUAUUUCUGGCUUACAAUGGAACGCGAUUGCAUAGAUUUUGUCCAGAGAUGUAUUAAAUGUCAACUGCAUGGCGACGUCAUACGCGCUCCUCCUACCGAGUUACAUAGCAUGAUUGCUCCAUGGCCCUGCUUAAUGUGA